AUGGACGACGUCCUGCUCGCGGGCCAUCACCAAUUCCGAUUUACCAAGCAGCAGAUCGUCGAGCUCCUGCGCUCGCUGUGUUUGCCCGACGAAAUCAUCACGACGCACCGCUACAAAGCCGAUCCGUUGGGGGCGAUCUGUAUCAUGCUUAACCGGCUCGCGUUGCCGCAUCGGCUUGGCUCCAUGCGCAAGUAA
Messenger RNA from Saprolegnia diclina VS20, 195 nucleotides. RefSeq lists its product as hypothetical. Lineage: Eukaryota; Oomycota; Saprolegniomycetes; Saprolegniales; Saprolegniaceae. Bases 1 to 195 code for a protein of 64 amino acids. The transcript has 3 exons. The record is from RefSeq and is a predicted model, not a curated record.